Messenger RNA from Nicotiana tabacum (common tobacco), 2485 nucleotides. NCBI's taxonomy places the organism in Eukaryota, Viridiplantae, Streptophyta, Magnoliopsida, Solanales, Solanaceae. The record is from RefSeq and is a predicted model, not a curated record.
ACUCACUUAGCCCCUACUUGUAUAGAAGAUUGGGCGUCUUUUGUAGAGAAUCAUGUUCUGAUGUAAAUUCUCUACGUCUUUGGUAUACUUUGUGUACACGGGAGUUCUCUCCCUUUUGAUUAAUACAAUUUACCUUAUAAAAAAAAAAAAAUUGUAAAUUUUGAGAGAUAGUCUGUGAAAAACUUGUAUGAAUAUUGUAGAAUUCAAUCUUUCAAUCCAAGAUGGACAUUAUUCUUUCAUUGUCCUAAAUCUGUUUUAUUUUUGAUUUUGAGAAAUCAAAAUCUCAAUUUUUCUCCUAAAUUUGUCGAUGGACUCCGGUUAAAGUGUCCGAAGUCAGUUGACCGAAUCCGGGACAUAUCCCGUCCCCGUCUCGUAUCGGGACGGGGGCGGCACUAAAAUCGAAGAGUCCGCGCAACUUAGAUGUCAAGAUCAUAUUUCACUUUGUCCAGUUACUAUCAUAGGAAACUGCUGACAAAGGGUUAUUUCUUUUACCAGGUGAUAUACCGGAUCCUUUCUUGAGACAUGUUAUUACGAGUGAAUGUGAGACCGAUUUCACUUUUUUUUUUCGAGUACUCCUGCUAAUGAACAGAUUUUGAAUUUGAUUAAUGCUAACCACUGCAGAAGAUAGACAAUGGAUACUGCAUUAUCAUUUUUUGGCCUUGUAGGCUGUUGCGGAAUGAGGUAUCAAGCAAUGCGUAUGAACCUUCAAAGCGAGAUAUACUGUAUGCUGAUUGCUGAAGGAGUUACCCAAGGGAAUGGUUUGGUUUUUAUGGAGUUCUCCUUGGAUGAUCGUAGCCCAAUGUCUGAAACCUAUGGAUACAAUCUGGAAGCUCCUACACCACCUCUCAGGCUCUCACUAGCAAUCUGGGCUAUGCCGGCGUCUGUGAAAGAAUAUUUUGGAACUUGGACAAUGACAGGCCGUAGGAAGGAGGCAAAGCAGUGGAACCACAGUACCAGCAUGUGUGCUGUGGGUGGAAAAAACAGCAGGUGUGUGUUGAAGGAAAAGCAGAAGCCAGUCAUGACUGAAAACUGCCUUUUGGUGUAAAUGGAAAGAUGUUAAGGAGGCUAUUGCUGUGAUCGAUUGUACCUUCAGGACUAGCCUGAGUUGUAUAUUGUUUUUGUACUCACCAACGCAGUCUUGGUGCUCGGACAGUUAUAUUAACAAAACUUUUCUAUGCUUCUGUAACAAGUAGAAAGCUAUUUGUGUGGCAAGCUCGAGCAAGAGACCGGGUGAUAGUUGAUGAGGCGUUCAAGGAUAUAAGGUAGGUUGUGAAGUGGGACGAGGAAAAGGGGACAUACUAUGGUGAAGCAGAGGAUUCAGUUUACAGAACAACUGAUGUUAGCUCUUCCCCAUUUAUCCGGCAAGAGUAAAAUAGUGUAGACAUAUCUUGAUACUUGUAGAGAGAAGAGAAAAAAAGGAAAUGAUAUCAUAUCAAAUAAGUUUUUUUCACCAUUUCCUAUCAUGGUCUUUUUUGGUGAUGGUGUUUCAAGUUAUCUAUCUGGAGUCUAUAAGCUGUUCCAUUCCAUUGUAUAUUGAUAGUCAUAGAUUCUUGGAGGGCAUUGGAAGUUUUCGGAUCAACUUCUGUCAUUCUUUUGAAUGAUCAGUAAUUUAGAUGACACUCUGCACAAACAUGUAUAUGCAAUAGUAUGCACAUUAUAAGUAGUAUGCACUCAAAAAUACUGACUUAAUAGCACGGGCUAGCCAGUUUUCGGUCUGGUAAUCGGAAAAUAGUUAGCGUUUGCAAAGUCAUUGAAACAUAGCCACUGUUUUGCUGAAACACGGAAAGUUCCAGUAUAAUAUGCGGGAUUAUGGAGCUCCUGCGUAUAAACUUCCCGCAUAUUACGUUGGAACUCCGGCACACGGAAAAUUCCAACAUAAUAUGCUGUCCUUUGUUUAGAUGUUGAUUUUUUCGACCAUGAAAAUGAAGAAGAGAUAAUGGAGAAGGAGUGUAGAUAUUUGAAGGAACUUCUUCUCAGCGUUGCCCAUGUCGAGAAUCUUGAAUUGGGUCCCUUGUGCAUCGAGGUUUAUUUUCUUUUUUAGUUUUGCAACUUUUUAUUUGCUAUUGAAUUCAUCGGUUUAGUAGCAUUAAUAGUGCCACUACUCAGAAUAAUCUGAUAACUAAGUUUGUAAGUUCUUAAUAAUAACAUUCUCAUGGCCAAUUUGGUUGGAUAGAGGCAGGUGAUUGAGACAAGGCCUGUUGAACAAUUUUUUUUUAUCAUGAACUGUGAGAAUAAAGAUUUUGCCAUGGACAGAAAACAUUUAAAAUUUGCAUUGAUUUACAGUGAUCAUACUCUUUAAGUCAUGUGAAUGGGUUUCUCCAAGUGUUUAAAAAUCAAUCCUUAGGUUCCCAAACCAACCCUGAACACUUUGAUGUUGCAAAACGCUGAUGUAUAGUCCUUGUUGUUUUUACGAAUUAAUCAACAAGUUGAAAGUCAUUUGUUAAGUAUGUCGCGUUUCCUUGUUUUAAAAUAUUGUUGUUUAUCU